AUGGAAGAGCAAGAGGAUCGCAUCAGCCUCCUCCCUGACUGCUUGGUUGGGCACAUCCUCUACCUUCUCCCACCUAAGGCUGCCGCCCGCACCAUGGUGCUUUCCCGCCGCUGGUCAAACGUCUGGCCCUCGCUGCCGCUAGAUCUCAAUCUCGACUCCCCCAAUUCCGAUGUCGACUUUCUGAGCGCCGAGUCUAUUACAUCUAUCCUUUCUUCCCACCGUGGGCCUAUCCGCUGCUUCUGUGUGACUACAGAUGCCGGCUUUGGCACCCGCGCCUGGCUUAGAACCCUAGCGCAGAAGCGCCUCGAUGACACCCUAAUCUUGCGGUGGGCAUCCGAUCUAGAUCAACCCACUCUGCCCGCCAACUUGCUGGGCAGCGCUGGGGUUAAUCUACGCCAUCUAGUUCUGCACUGCUGCCGGCUUGGUGGCCCUGGGAAUACCCGUUCCCCUGUGCCAAUCUUACCCCGCCUUGAUUUUCUAUACUUGUCCAAUGUUCUUAUCUCUGAGGCUGCUCUUCACAGCAUGAUUCAAGUCUGUCCUGUGAUCCGCGAGCUACAUCUAUUUAUGAUCGAUGGACUCCGCCUAAUUUCCUUUCACUCGCACACCCUGAAAAUCUUGUACGUCAGUGUGCCCCGUGUUCCUCUCGAUGAAUUCUCCGAUCAGCACAUGCCAAAUCUUGAAAGGGUGACUUUUGAAUUUGUCAAUCUGUGGCGGAUACCAGCCUUCACUAUUGACUCUGGUAAAAAGGUCCGAGAGCUUGCCCUCAAGCUUCCUACGAUGGACUCACCGCACCUUAGUAUUAUUUCUAAUCAGAGACGUCUAUUCUUUAUAACGUCACUUGUUUUUGGUAUGAAAUUUGCUGAUGGUAAAGAAUUGAGGAGAGGAGUGCACAUCUUAAGCUUAUUUCCGCGUUUACAACGACUUGAGAUUAGGUGUUUUAACUUUGGCACACCGAAUGCUCAAGAUUUUGGAGAUUGGGAUUCACUUUUAGAGACAACCAUUCUUCCGAUGAAACAUCUAAGACACAUAAUAUUUAAUGGUUAUUGUGGCACCAUAGGAGAGAAUGAAUUUGCAAGAUAUCUGAUGUGUAAAGCAGAGUCGUUGACUUCUAUGGAAAUUAAUCAUGCUGUUGAUUGGAAUUUGCAAGAUAUCAAUUAUCAAAAAGAGUCAAUAUGCAGCAGUGACAAGGCGUGUCAUCUUUGUUUUAUGAGAAGGUCACUCACAGAGUCACAGCCCAACCACCGCCCCGCUGUCGUGCUAAGAAGGUUGAAAGAUGGCCGCUUCACCUAUGUGGGUGCCGGGAAGGCGGGAGCAUGUCAUGACAUGGCGGUCCUAAAAGACUGUCAGGCCGAUGAAUGGUUCCCGCAUCCACCCGCAGGACGCUACUACCUGGCAGACGCGGGAUACACGGAGAGUCAAGGAUACAUGACUCCUUUUCGGAAUACAAGGUACCAUAUAAACGACUUUAGGGGCGUAGAGUUGGAGACGUUAGAAUGUGAGGAGAAAUUUAACUACAUUCACUCGAGGCUGCGAAAUGUAAUUGAAAGAAGAUUUGGAGGGCUCAAACAACGGUGGCAUAUUGUGGAACGGGUUCCUUACUUCGCGAGGAAAAAGCAAGCGAUGGUUAUCAUAUCAUGCUUUACAACGGAUAAUUAUUUGUGGCUGCGUAAGUAUGGACAUAAUGCACCGUCGUAUGAGCUAUCGGAGUGGGUGGUUCUAAAUAGUGGAACCCAAACAACUGCAGUAAGGGAGUUGAUAUCAACUGUAGUGUGGAGUGGAAUAUGA
This is a messenger RNA of Miscanthus lutarioriparius, 1785 nucleotides long. The record is from the annotation of a GenBank genome assembly. NCBI's taxonomy places the organism in Eukaryota, Viridiplantae, Streptophyta, Magnoliopsida, Poales, Poaceae.